CGAUCGGCCAAAGGGGAAAAAAACACAGCAAGAAACCCAAGAAAUAGAGAGAAGCAAAACUCUCCCAGAAAGGAGAAGAAAUGAGCAGUGGAGUAGGAAAAACGGUGUGCGUUACCGGAGCUUCUGGUUACGUUGCAUCAUGGCUUGUUAAGCUGCUUCUUCUCCGUGGUUACACUGUCAGAGCCUCUGUCCGCGAUCCCAAUGACCCAAGAAAGACACAACACUUGCUUUCACUUGAUGGCGCUGAGAACAGGCUGAAGUUGUUUAAAGCAAAUCUAUUGGAAGAGGGUUCCUUUGAUUCUGUUGUUGAUGGUUGUGAUGGUGUUUUUCACACCGCAUCUCCCUUUUAUCACGAUGUCGUAGAUCCACAGGCAGAAUUAAUUGAUCCUGCUGUGAAUGGUACAUUGAACGUUUUGAACUCAUGUGCUAAGACCCCCUCUGUCAAACGAUUGGUACUGACAUCUUCUAUAGCUGCAGUUGCAUAUAACAGAAAACCUCGUACACCUGAUGUCGUCGUGGAUGAAAAUUGGUUUACCGAUGCUGAUUACUGUAAGGGCUUAAAGCAAUGGUAUGUAGUCUCAAAAACAAUGGCCGAGGAAUCUGCCUGGAAAUUUUCGAAGGAGAAGAACGUUGACAUGGUUACCAUAAACCCUGCUAUGGUAGUUGGCCCUCUUUUACAGCCAACACUUAAUACGAGUGCUGCAGCAAUUUUAAGCUUAAUUAAAGGAGCACAGACCUUCCCCAAUGCAAGAUUGGGUUGGAUCAAUGUUAAAGAUGUUGCCAAUGCACAUAUCCAGGCAUUUGAGAUUCCAUCAGCAACCGGACGGUAUUGUUUAGUCGAGAGAGUUGCACAUUACUCGGAAAUCGUGAAGAUCUUACACGAGCUCUAUCCUUCUCUCCAACUUCCUGAAAAAUGCGCGAACGACAAGCCGUAUGUGCCAACGUAUCGGGUGUCGAAGGAAAAGGCAAAAACAUUGGGUGUAGAAUUCAUUCCUUUGGAUGUGAGCCUCAAGGAAACGGUUGAAAGCUUGAAGGAAAAGGGAUUUGUCGAAUUUUAUAGGUCUUCUUGUAGACUAUAAUAUAGAUGACAGUUUAUUUGCUUGAGUUGCUUGUUCCUGGGUUUGAUUGCUUAUCUUAGUGUUAGUAAAGAUAGGCAAAGUAAUUGAUGUAAAGGUUACUACCAAUGUUAAUAAAACUUGUGUGGCUUGUCA
This is a messenger RNA of Hibiscus syriacus, 1211 nucleotides long. RefSeq names its product phenylacetaldehyde reductase-like. The coding region runs from base 81 to 1079 and encodes 332 amino acids. Gene Ontology annotation, molecular function: oxidoreductase activity, acting on the CH-OH group of donors, NAD or NADP as acceptor. NCBI's taxonomy places the organism in Eukaryota, Viridiplantae, Streptophyta, Magnoliopsida, Malvales, Malvaceae. The transcript has 6 exons. The record is from RefSeq and is a predicted model, not a curated record.